AUGAUUUACUUUGAGACUCAAUCCGAGCGUCUCUGCGGCGUUCACGCCCUAAACGCCUUGCUCCAACACGGCGCCUUCGCCCCGGGUGACUUAGCCGAGAUCGCCCAGGCCCUCGACGCUAAGGAGCGCGUCUUACUGAGCGAAGAAGUCGCAACGACCUCGUCGAGAGCGAACGAGCAAUCAGAGAACGUCUCGCGCGACGGAAACUUCAGCGUCCAGGUCUUAGAGAGCGCUCUGUCGAUUUACGGACUCGUCAUGCGCCCGAUCACGUCGCCGAAGGAGCGUGAGAUGCGGCCGGACUUGGAGAGAGGAUUUUUGUGCAACCUGUCCGAGCACUGGUUCGCCUUGCGAAGAGUGGACUCGACGUGGUGGGAUCUGAACUCGAUCAAGAGGGCGCCGAGGAAGAUUGGGGAGUUUUAUCUCGAGGCGUUCCUCGAUCAGCUCAAGGGCGAGGGCUGGUCGGUGUUCGUGGUGAGAGAUUUGGAGGGCGUGCCGAUAACGGACGAGCAGCGAGGGUCGACGACGACAUACGGAAAGUGGUUCACGGAGGAGGAAGCGAUUGCGUUGAGUGCCGAGGCGGACGCGGCGCAGGCUUCAGGGCGAACGAGGCUGGCGGCGGAGAAGGCGUUGCGGGCGAUUGGAGAGGGGGCGAAGACGUUGGUCGUGCCGGAUGUCGUGGACGUCACCGGCGAAGACGAUCCCGAGUUAAAAGCCGCGCUCGAGGCGAGCAUGAACGAUCACAGGCAACGGAAUGUAGAUAUCACCACCAACGACGCCGAUGCUGAUCUUGACGCAGCUAUAGCGGCGAGCUUGGCGGACGCGGGCGCUGGUUUCAAUGACUCUGGAGACGCAUUGGAACGCGCGAUUGCAGCAAGCUUAGAAAACGUGGACCGAGUAGACGCGGCCACGGAAGCGGCGAUCGCGGCAAGUUUGGCAGAAGAUCGCACCAGCACUAAACGAAGUUUUGAGGAAGAUACAACGCCGAUAGAGGACGAGCCGGAUGUUGGCGAAGGCGUAGUAUUGCUCGCAUUUCGGCUCCCAAGUGGCGAUCGAAUGACGCGACGAUUCGUCGAUUCGGCCACUGUCUCCGAUCUCGAGCGAUUCAUCAAAGCCAAGGCGCUCGUAGAUGUCACCGUGAACUGCCUCGCCGUCGCGUUUCCUCCACGUGCUCUCUCUGACGCUUCGAUGUCGCUCGCCGAAGCCGGCAUUGCCGAUAAGGAUGUCCUGACCGUCAGACCGCGAUGA
This is a messenger RNA of Ostreococcus tauri, 1245 nucleotides long. Its product is annotated as Ubiquitin interacting motif. Gene Ontology annotation, molecular function: protein binding; cysteine-type deubiquitinase activity. The coding region runs from base 1 to 1245 and encodes 414 amino acids. NCBI's taxonomy places the organism in Eukaryota, Viridiplantae, Chlorophyta, Mamiellophyceae, Mamiellales, Bathycoccaceae. The transcript has a single exon. Gene Ontology annotation, biological process: protein deubiquitination. The record is from RefSeq and is a predicted model, not a curated record. Gene Ontology annotation, cellular component: nucleus.